Messenger RNA from Rhinopithecus roxellana (golden snub-nosed monkey), 1129 nucleotides. It is a transcript of the gene GYPC, whose product is annotated as glycophorin C (Gerbich blood group). Bases 147 to 602 code for a protein of 151 amino acids. Lineage: Eukaryota; Metazoa; Chordata; Mammalia; Primates; Cercopithecidae. The transcript has 5 exons. Gene Ontology annotation, cellular component: cortical cytoskeleton; membrane. The record is from RefSeq and is a predicted model, not a curated record.
CAGGAGCCCGGGAGCGCGACCCUCCCCCGGCCCGGCCUGGUCCGGCCCUUCCCCGCGGUCUCUGCCCGGGCUGACGCCCAGGACUGUGGGCGACGAGCAGCCCCAACGGCACGGCGCGGCCACUCGGCCUCGGGCCUGAUCCAGGGAUGACCUCCGCCUCCACCACAAUGCACAUUACCACCACUGAAGGUGAGCUCUCAUCGCACAGCCCCACCACAAUGUACACUUCUAUCACUGCAGGGCCUGAUCCAGGGAUGACCUCCGCCUCCACCACAAUGCACAUUACCACCACUGAAGGUGACGUCUUAUCACACAGCCCCACCACAAUGUACACUUCUAUCACUGCAGGGCCUUAUCCAGGAGUGACCUAUGCCCUCACCACAACGGACAUUGCCAUCAUUGCAGGCGUGAUUGCCGUUGUGGCCAUCGUCCUAGUCUGCCUCCUGUUCGUCUUGCUGCACUACAUGUACCGGCACAAGGGCACGUACCACACCAACGAGGCCAAGGGCACGGAGUUUGCUGAGAGUGCAGAUGCAGCCCUGCAGGGCGACCCUGCCCUCCAAGAUGCUGGUGACAAUAGCAGAAAGGAGUACUUUAUUUGAGGGACAACAGACUUCACUUCCCUGAAUGCCUCCUCCAGCUCCAUCAGGAAAAACAUACCCCAUUGCCCAGCACCCCUACUGAUACCACCAGGCAGACAGAGAGAACACUUGCUCCUUCCCGAGAUAUGCACCUGGAAACACUAGGUGCCUGCCCAGGGAGGAACGGAGGAGGACUCGUGCUGCAAGAGGCCUCUCCCAGGGACCCAGGGAGGCGGUGGCCACCUCAGAGGUCACCCUUUGCUUCGCAGAGGUGGGAGAAAAUCUGGGCACAUGGGGCCCCCUGGGUAGUGCAGGACAGUAUCAGCUCACUGGCAGGAAAGUCCUUGUUGAGGGAGAGGGGGUGCCGGGGUACCCGGGGCUGGGGAAGCAAGGAAAUAAGUCAUCUGUGUGCUGACUGGGGAUAAUGGCAUCAAAUGUCAGUCCUUGACAUUUGGGGGGAACAGCAGGUGCCAGAGCUAAAAGGUACCUUUGUCUCCCAUUGAUCCAGCUCAAAACGAUUGGAAAUAAAUUUGAAAUGUAACCGAGCA